Messenger RNA from Drosophila yakuba, 572 nucleotides. RefSeq lists its product as uncharacterized. Bases 99 to 491 code for a protein of 130 amino acids. The record is from RefSeq and is a predicted model, not a curated record. NCBI's taxonomy places the organism in Eukaryota, Metazoa, Arthropoda, Insecta, Diptera, Drosophilidae. The transcript has a single exon.
AUAAGAAAAAUAUAUAUUGCCGUCAUUUAAACGCGCCUACAACUGUUUUCCUCCGGCGGGUAAACAUCAUCACAAGGGAAGCAAACAAGAGGAGCAGAAUGUGUUGUGCCAAAUUUGUUUUGCAGAUUUUCAAUUGUGUUGCUCUAUUUGCUUAUCAUCUGCGAAUAUUUGCUCUUGCCUGGCUUAGAAAACUUUCGGAUAUAAAAAGGUCUCCGAAUGUCUGUGCUAUACAUUCACAAUUGUUUCCAAGCACAACUAUGAAGCUAACCACCUAUCUAUUGGCACUGGUCCUGUUCGCCGGAUUCUUCCUGCUGCAGCCUUCCUCCGCCCAGACGAACUCCACCACAUCCACCAACACCACGACCACGGAGGCAACCACUUCGACGACCUCGACCACAGCCAAGACCGUUCAUAGGAAACACUUCACGAUCCACAAUGUUCAAUAUAAAACUGUGCGCAGGAUUCGAGUUAGCAAGAAAAAGUCUGGUUAAUCAGAUGCUCAGCUUACGAAACUAUUGGCAAUGAAAAAUAUACCUGAAACCUAAAUACAUUUUUAAUUAUUUCUAUAUAUA